ACUUGUCCUCCGACUGCAUCCACCAAAACCCUAAAUCACCAAAAAUGCAAGCUGUUCGGAGGACUCAUUCGAAUCGAAGAAAAAUGCGCACUUCAGAAGUGAAAUUGCUAAAAGACAAUGAGUGCCGUAUCAAUGAACUGCCUGAUGGAGUUCUUUCCAACAUUAUCUCAUUACUUCCCUUGAAAGAGGCUGUUAGAACCUCUAUUGUGUCAAAAAGAUGGAGGUACAUUUAUGCUUCAAUUUCUAAUAUUGACUUUGAGUUUGGAGCAAUUCCUAUAGCCAAUGAAUUGGGUUUCAUGGAUUUUCUGGAUAGACUGUUCAUUUCCCCUGGCAGAUUGCCUUUACGCAAAUUUCGUCUCAGGUGUAUUCGUUCUCUCAAUGGUCGUGAGGCUUUCCGCCAUCGUCAUCAUGCUAAUCUUGACCCUGCCCGCCUUGAAAGGUGGGUGUGUGCUGCAAUUGGGCUUGGUAUUCAAGAGAUUUACCUGACUUUUACGCUCAAUCAGCUGCUUCUGCCUAGUAGUUUAUUUACUUGUACAACAUUGGUAGCUCUGAGAUUGAGAAAUGAUCACUCUGCAUCUGGUUUCCAAGUCCCUGCCAAAGUUUGGCUCCCGAGUCUGAAAAUUCUUGACCUUUACAAUUCUAUGUGCUUUUCCAGUGAUGAUUCUGCUGAAAGGCUGUUUUCCAACUGCCCUGUUCUUGAGGAUCUGGUUAUCAUCAGUUAUAUGGGACGCAGUGGUAAAGGCAAAUUAAUUGUUUCUAAUUCUACACUCAAGAGGCUGACAAUAGAAUCUGUAAACUGGAGAAAUCAUAGCAGUUUUGAGAUUGUGAUUGAUGCUCCAAAUCUUGUCUACUUCAAAUAUGCUGGAUGUGAAGAAAAUUCUCAUCUACUUCUUAAUAUGCAAUCACUUGCUGAGGCUAAUAUAGAUUUUCAGCCAAAUGUACUGGAUCAGAACAAUGUUCAUUCUGCAAGUGCCCUGACGAGAGGGAUAAGCAACAUUCACACUCUUCAUUUAACUUCUACUACCCUAUUUUGUUUUGAAGAGCUUGGUGUUCCAAUCCCUUUGUUCCCUAAUUUGACUAAUUUGAGAAUUUCCUUCAGGGAACCUUUUUUGGGCUUUCCCGGGUUACAGAAUUUUCUUGCACAAUCUCAUCGUCUAGAAAUACUUGUUUUGGAAUUGCGUUCUGGUGAUGAUAUAGAUGAACCACUUAAAUGGAAUCCUGAUCCCUGGUACGAGCUCAAGGACUCUGGAGCCAGUUGUUUAUUGUCCUUGAAGACAAUUGAAAUUCGAUCAUUUGAGGGGAGUGAAGAUGAGGUGAAAAUGGUUGAGUAUUUUCUGGAAAAUGCGAGAGUUCUAGAGAAAUUGGAAAUUCAAAUUUGGGCAGAAAUAGAAAGACGGUUUCUGAUAUCAAAGCAGUUAUUGGCACUACCAAGAGCCUCACAAAAAUGCAGAGUCAUUAUUGUCUAGGUAUCUCCAUCCUUCUGGUAUGCUGAAUUGCCUAUCGUUGUUUCUGUUGAUUUCAGUUUUUAUGAAGGCAUUCCAUUUUUUGGUUUUGGAUAUAAAUCGUUGUUCUCUUUGUAUUAUAGUCUUAAUUAACUGCACAAACCCUUUUGGUCAAUGUUGGUGAUGAUAUAUUACCAGGGACUUGUACUACCCUAAACUCUUUUGCUUUAUCCCAUGGAUCAGGUCUCUCCCCUUUACAAAGUGUAUUUUGUUCAGUGCAAAGUUAUCGAUUCCAUUCCAUGCCCAUAUACUGUACUUUUUAGUACGCUUCUUGUGUUUGCUUGUUUACAUUGUAGAGUAGCAGAGUUAGGACUGAUAACUGUGAAAGUUAAGCAUAAAAGCUCUCCAAAUAUGUAUGUGUUUGUUUGUAUUAUGACCCAGAUUAGAAACAAG
Molecule: messenger RNA, 1895 nt
Organism: Rubroshorea leprosula
Lineage: Eukaryota; Viridiplantae; Streptophyta; Magnoliopsida; Malvales; Dipterocarpaceae
Source: the annotation of a GenBank genome assembly